Molecule: messenger RNA, 1413 nt
Organism: Gastrolobium bilobum
Lineage: Eukaryota; Viridiplantae; Streptophyta; Magnoliopsida; Fabales; Fabaceae
Product: probable nucleoredoxin 3
Exons: 4
Coding region: 142-1326 (394 amino acids)
Molecular function (GO): thioredoxin-disulfide reductase (NADPH) activity
Source: RefSeq, a predicted model, not a curated record
AUACCUUCCAAUUAUAUUAAAGCAAAAGCUCUUUGCCCUUCUCUAUUUCUUCUUCUUGUCUUCUGCUGCUGCAAGGUUUCAAUAAACUUAUAAGGGAGAAGGGAGGAGAGUGGAGAACAUCUGUUACUUUCUUAAGUUCUGAUGGAAGGGCUAGAUUUUGAAGCCAAAUAUAUUAUUGACACGGAUAAAAUUAUUGAGAUCUUUGCAGCUGAAGGUGUUGAGUUCCUUCUGUCUUGUGAAGGGAAGGUACCCUUGUCAGAAUGCAAUGGAAAAACCAUCUGCCUAUUUUUCUCUGCAAACUGGUGCAGGCCUUGUAGAGCAUUCAUUCCCCAUCUGGUUGAACUUUAUGACACACUGAGAAAGAGGGACAAGAGUCUAGAGAUCAUCUUUAUCUCCUUUGAUCAUGAUGAGAAUGGAUUUAAAGAACACUUCAAGAGUAUGCCAUGGCUAGCUGUCCCAUUUGAUGCAAAUUUGCACAGAAGAUUGAUUGAUAGAUAUGGAGUUGAUCGAAUCCCAUCCUUCAUUCCAUUAUGUUCAGAUGGCAUAACGGUUGAAGAAGAAGACUUGAUUGGGUACAUUGAGGAUUAUGGUGCUGAUGCAUUUCCUUUCACAAGAAAGAGACGUGAGGAAUUGAAAGCCAUAGAUAAAAGGAAGCAUGAAGAAUCAAAUUUGGAAGAAUUAUUGACACAUGAAGGACGAAACUUUCUAAUCUCUGGAGAUGAUAGAAAGGUACAUGUGUCUGAACUUGCAGGUAAAACAAUAGGCCUCUAUUUUUGUGCUUACUGGUCUCCUCCCUGCCGCGCCUUCACUCUCCAACUUGAAGAUGCAUACAACAAUCUCAAAGCUGCAAAAAACCACUGCUUUGAGAUUGUUUUGAUCUCCACUGAUAGAGACCUUAAGGAAUUCAGUGUCAACAUAAGUAGUAUGCCAUGGCUUGCCAUCCCAUAUGAGGACAGAACAAGGCAUGACCUUUGUAGAAUCUUUGAUAUCAAAGGAAUACCAUCUUUAGUCCUCAUUGGAUCAGAUGGUAAAGUCAUUACUAUGAAUGGAAAGUUUAUGGUAUCUUCAUAUGGUGCGGAAGCUUUCCCCUUUACCGAAGCGCGGAUAAGGGACCUUGAAGCAGCUUUGAAAAAGGAAGGAGAGGCUUUGCCCCAACAGGUUGAGGAUGUGAAGCAUGAGCAUGCACUGAAAUUGGAUAUGGCCAAAGCAUAUGUAUGUGAUUCCUGUAAAAAGCAGGGGAAGUUUUGGGCUUUCUCUUGUGAUGUUUGUGACUAUGACCUUCACCCAAGUUGUGUAGAAAAGGUCAACAUAGAUGAAAGCUCUUAGAGAAUAUACCACAUUAAGUUUGCAACCAUAUGUAUGAACUAACUACUUUUUGCAUUGAUGGAAUUUAAGAAUCUGUUAAACAUUUAG